GGAGGGAGGCGGCUGGCUCGGGCGCGCCAUGGCCCCGGUGUGCGGCCGGGCCUGUGUGUGGCGGGGCGGGCGGGCGCGCUGGCUGCGGCUCCCCCCGGCGCCGGCCCGCCUUCUCCCCGCCAGGCACCUCGGAGGGACCCCCGGGAGGUGAGCGGGGCGGGAGGCCGGGAGGGCAGGGGAACCGGCGCGGCUUCGGGGGGAUUGAGGGGGGAGGGAAGCAGGCCUAGGCCCGCCAGGGGUUCGGGGACUACAAUUCCCAGCAUCCCACGCGCCGGUCCUGGUAGCGAGGGAUCAUGGGAGUUGUAGUCCCGAAACAGCUGGGGCCUGGUUUAGGGCCCCACUCUCUUGCCCCCAUUAAAGGGAACAAAAAACUGGAUGUCCAUUUCCAAAAUAUAAGAUAAAAAGCAAAUAAAACCUACAUUGUCAAUAUUUGAAGCGGGCUUGACUGGGAGGGCAUAAGGACCAGUGCCAGAUUUACAUAUAAGCGAAACAAGCUCUAGCUUAGGGUCCCACUCUCUUGGGGGCCCACAAAAAUUGAAUAAUAAUAAUAAUAAUAAAUUUUAUUUAUAUCCCGCCCUCCCCAGCCAAAGCCAGGCUCAGGGCGGCUAACAACAAUAAAAUAGUACAAAAGUACAGCAUAAACAACAUCCUAAAAUCAUUCAUUAUAAAAUUAAUUAUAGGGGGAAAAGGGGAAAAAACAACUGGAUGUACAUUUCCAAAAUAUAAGAUAAAAAACAAAUAAAAUAAAACCUACACCCAGCAACAGUGUUUUGUGUUGUGUAGGCUCCUAUGAUGUAAGUCAUGGGCCUCGCCUGCUAGCCUGCUCCCUAAAACAUCACUGGUUUGCUCAUUUCUAUAUCAAUUACAGUGGUACCUCGGGAUGCGAACGGGAUCCGUUCCUGAGCCCCGUUCGCAUCCUGAAGCGAACGCAACCCGUGUCUGCGCAUGUGCAGGUCGCAUGCGUGCGCGGCAAAACCCGGAAGUAACACACUGCGUUACUUCCGGGGCACCGCGGAGCGCAACCUGAAAAUACUUAACUUGAAGCACAUUUAUUCCGAGGUAUGACUACUUGGAUAAAAUAAUAAAAUAAUUUAAAAAUUGUCCAGUAGCACCUUAGAGACCAGCCCAUCUAGCUGGGUUUCCCCAGCCACUCUGGAUGGCUCCCAGCAGAAUAUUAAAUAAAGCACAAUAAAACAUCAAACAUUAAAAGCUUCCCUGAACAGGGCUGCCUUCAGAUGUCUUGUAAAAGUCAGAUAGUUGUUUCUUUCCUUGACAUCUGAUGGGAGGGGGUUCCACAGGGUGGGUGCCACCACCGAGAAGGCCCUCUGCCUGUGGGUUUGGGGUUUUUAGCACCAUUUUGGAACAGGAAGAUGCGUAGUAAUGAAACUGUUGCUAGACUGGACCACUUCAGACUACAGUAGUAUAUCAGUCUACAAACUUAAUUAGUUCCGGAAGUCCGUUCUUAACUCAAAGUGUUCUUAAACUGAGGCGCGCUUUCCCCAAUGAGACCUCCCGCCGCCGGUGCCCUUCUACUUGUCUGCUUCCGUUCAUCUUCCGGGGCAAAAUUCACUAGCCGGAACACCUACUUCUGGUUUUGCGGAGUGCGUUGCCCGAAUCGUUUGUUAACAGGACUGUUCUUAGAUCAAGGUACCACUGUACUCUAGUCACUAUAGCCAGGGAAUUGAAUUGUGAAAACCUGGAGACACAGCUUAGUAGUAGAGCACUUGUUUCAACUGAGAACACAAGAAGUGCCUUUUUUAAAUAGAAAGCAUAAUUUUAAAUCCCAGAACACUGUCAUGCCCAGUUUGUUCACCUAACAACUUGCCGGGUACAUAUUGCGGCUCAUUCACGUCAACUGAAAUGCCCUCUGUGCACCAGAUAAGCUCAAUAUAAACUUAAUAUAGGAUUGCGAUGUAAGCUGACAACCCUUUCAUGAAUCUGUAUCUGUUAAAUAUUGUUAAACACUUGGGUAUUACUACGACAAAUAUGAACUGUACAUUGUUUCAAAAUAUUUACGUCAAAACGUGGGAUAAAGUUCAAAGUUUAAAAAGAUAUGUCAGGAUGGGGAAAGUUAAAAUUGUUAUUGCUGGGCAAAUUUUCAGUAAUAAAAAUGAAUGUUUUGCCUAGAAAAAAAGAAGAAGUGCCUGCUGGAUCUAACCCAGCCUCUUGCUCUUAAGGUGGCCAACCAGAUGCUUCUGGGAAGCCCAAAAGUGAGACCCCAGGGCAACAGUGUGCUCCUCACCUGGUUGUGGAGAUAGACCAUAGCCAUCGUAGAGAAGGCUGUGAUGAUAAAAUGAGACACAGGAUGUACAUAUAACCGAUAAAUGAAAUAUCUAGUUUAAAGAGUCGGGGCAGGACAGCAGGUGAUGUGAAAGACAAGCUGGAGAGCAGCUGCAAGUAAGAGGAGACCACAGGAACUUCCACACUUGUGUUUUGUGUGGAAUUGCAAUUCUUGGUUCCUUCAUUUGUUCUGGGGCAUCCACACGAUGCUGUCCAGUCAUCGCCAUUCUGCCUUUUCCCUGCUGCUCUUCUGUCUUCUCAGCCUGAAGACAGUCAAUGACUUUUUAGGGGAACAGAAGAGUAGUACAAUCUUUAAUGGUGUAAAUGCGUAUAAUGUCACUCUCCCAUCUUUUUUUAAAGGGCGGGGAUUUUGGCAUGGGCUGUGACGUAAUGGGACAGUGAACAGCUCAGCCCACAUUUGUUAUAACUUUCAUUUUUUUACUUAAAAAAUCUUUUAAAGGUAAAGGGACCCCUGACCAUUAGGUCCAGUCGUGGCCGACUCUGGGGUUGCAGUGCUCAUCUCGCUUUAUUGGGCGAGGGAGCCGGCGUACAGCUUCCGGGUCAUGUGGCCAGCAUGACUAAGCCACUUCUGGCAAACCAGAGCAGCGCACGGAAACGCCGUUUACCUUUCCGCCAGAGCGGUACCUACUUAUCUACUUGUACUUUGACGUGCUUUCGAACUGCUAGGUGGGCAGGAGCAGGGACUGAGCAAUGGGAGCUCACCCCGUUGCGGGGAUUCGAACUGCCGACCUUCUGAUCGGCAAGUCCUAGGCUCUGGGGUUUAACCCACAGCGCCACCCGCAUCCCUUACGUAAAAAAAACUUUUACGUAAAUGCAAAAAAAGCAAAAACAAAACAGACCCCUCUUGGAAAUUGUCUGAUAGCUUUUGACCAAAAUAAGUUCUUUGCCAGUGUGGAGUGUGUGAUUUUCAUUCUUCUCAAACCCGUUUUUAAUAGCACUUUUGAUGUGGCUGUUGUCGGCGCUGGGAUUGUGGGGCUGGCAUCGGCCAGGGAGCUCAGCCUGCGACAUCCAUCCCUCACUUUUGGAGUGCUGGAAAAGGAGAAGGAGUUGGGUAUGAUAUCUGAAUCUGAUAAAAGAGCUCAUCGCCUUCUGUAUUAGUUUCCCUCAUGCAUUUUUAACUUUUGCCUGCCCCAUCUUCCAGAUUUGGUGGUGGUUGUUUAAAUGGCUUACUAAAAGGCAUCGUUCAGUUAGGCGCAAUCCAGUGGGAACUUUUCUUGUAAGCGGCCAAUUUUGUAUAACUUCCCAUUUAUCUUAAUAGGCCUACUGCACGGCUUCCCAGUGCAGUGCCCACGGCUGGACAUGCACCUGCAAAGGGGUGCUCUCUGCCCUGCCCCUUCUUCCACCAAAAUAAGGCCUGGAAGAAGACUUUAUUGUCAGCAGUAAGAGCUUUUUUCCAAGCCUAAUUGCAAAGGGGGGGAGGGCAAUUUGGAGGGGCGGUGGCAGUGGAUGGGGGACGAGCUAAUCCAUCAUUGCAAACUUUUCCUUAUACAUUUCUGGUCAGUUUACACCGCAUUUAUAGUUACUUCUCAUGGCUUGAAGUCUGAAAAAUCACCUGGCGGUUUAAAUAUGUAUUUCACCUGACAGUUAAAAAGAAUAAUGGUCCAUGCAGCAUGUAUGUCAAUAUUUCUCCUUAUUUGUAACACAUUUCUCUGACUAGCCUUCCACCAGAGUGGACACAACAGCGGUGUUAUUCACAGUGGGAUCUACUACAAACCGGGAUCUCUAAAAGCGAAGCUGUGUGUGGAAGGGGCUGCCCUCUGCUAUGAGUACUGUGACCAAAAGGGAAUCCCGUAUAAACAAUGCGGCAAGGUAUGGUAGGUGCAGCACUUUUUGCUUUUCCGUUCCAGCAACUCUUAAUAUCCUUGUAGAGCACUGUACAUCAAAAGAGUCCUUACACCUUUGCUUUAUAAAUUUGAAUUUUCUGACUGCCAUAAGAACAGUCUCCUAAGGCCAUGCAGACAGAGCUGUUCCGCCUGGCCUUUGGUUUGGACUCAGUCUGACCCUUAUGUUUCCCUCCCCUUAUGGUUUUGAUCUAUGGGCUACUAUUAAAACGAGGCUGCAUUUUAAAUUGUAUUUUAACCUGUAUUUUAAAUUGGUUUUUUUCUUUCUUUCCUCCCCUAUUACGUUUUUCUUGUAAUUUUACUGGUGUUAGCCGCCCUGAGCCCGGCUCUGACGGGGGAGGACAGGAUUUAAAUAAAUUAUUAUUAUUAUUAUUAUUAUUAUUAUUAGUGGUACAUCGGCAAUGAAUUAACUGAGUUUCCUGGUCUUAAUUAGGGGUCUUGCUCAGUGAAGCCCUAAUCACGAACUGGACCCAGGAUGAGAUAGAGCUAUAAAAAAAAAACCACUCUGAAAAUGCUCUGAAAAAACCGUUGUAAUGCUCACAAUGGAAAAUUUCAUAGGGUUCCAGUUUUGGCUCUACAGCGCCAUCUGGUGUCACAGUGUUAUAAUGCAUUUAUAAUGUUUUAUUUGUACUAAUGUAGCUAAGUCCUUGAUCUUUUGGAUAUAUCGGGAAAAACACACCAACUGGUAGACUGGUAGAUCAUGGGAUACCUGUGGUAGAUCAUGGGACCUCUCGCACCCCCUCCCCCCCCAAAGCAUAACAACUUUGACUAUUUAAAAAAAGCUCGAUUUCCAAAAAACCCCUUUUUUUAUAGUGGGAGUAGAUUGCAGUCUCUUGGAAGUUGGACAAGCCUGACCUAUGCCAAGUUUUUGAAAAGAGGAUUAAUUUCCAUUCCAUUAAAUUUGUAAUUAAUUACUAUGACAACAUGACGUUCCUCCUGCUCCAUCCCACACAGCACGGUUGUCGUUACCUUUGCUCUUUCGUUGCAUUUUUACUCUGUGGCUGGCCCACGUUCCGCAUUGUAACUUCCUUUAUUUCUUCUGCAGCUGAUCGUUGCAGCUGAACAGGAAGAAGUUCCGAGACUCAAGGCGCUGUAUGAGAGGGGCCUGCAGAACGAGGUCCGCGGACUGAAACUCAUCUCUUCCAAAGAAAUACAAGCGAAGGAGCCCUACUGCCGGGUACGCAACCUCCUUCGAUGUGACGCAUCUUUUUCAUUCUGGGAACCUUUUGGAGGGGGUUGGGAUCUAGGGAAGCCCAGUGAAGCUGUUCACCUCCCCAUCUGAAUUGCAGUGGUACCUCGGGUUACAAGCGCUUCGGUUUACAAACUCCGCUAACCGGAAGUAGUACCUCGGGUUGCGAACUUUGCCCCAGGAUGGGAACGGAAAUCGUGUGCCGGCAGCGCGGCGUCAGCAGGAGACCCUAUUAGCGAAAGCGCAUCUCAGGUUAAGAACGGUUUUGGGUUAAGAAUGGACCUCCGGAAGGUAACCCUCCAUUAAAGGAUCAUAAGAACCUGUCUUCUGACAAGUCACAUCAUUGAUCCAUCUAGAUAAGAGGUGGAAGCCUCUGGCCAGCAGACCAUUAAUAGCCUAUCAGGCUAUUAUCCCCCAAGCUUCACCCAUGGUAGUGACCUCAGCUGAUGGGCGUGAGGACAGGAUUUAAUUCUGCAUUGGUUGCAUGAUUCUGUUCCCAGGCAGCAGGAUUUAAUCUCUGCUCAUUCAUUUAGUGAGGGUUAAAACGCUAUGCAAAAGUGCCCUGUGAAGCAGCUUUCAGGAGCGAGCUACUUCAAAGAGGCUCCUUCACCUCUGUGGUUUGAAGGAGAAGCACGGAAAGCUCUUGGUAACAUCCUCCCGUGAGGAGGUUUACAAAUGUACAGAGGGCUCUUUGAAAGCCCUGUAGUUUGCUUUGAGGUCCCGACAAUCAGGUUCUUCAAAGUCAAGUGGGUGAUGUCACUGCGACACCAGAGGAUUGGCAGAUGGGCGUCCCCACACACCUGCCAACUUUCGCCUGCCGCGGGUGCAGGAGAUAAAGAUCAGGCCCUUCAGCCAGAAAAGGUUGCCCACCUGCUGUUUAGAUCAGCUCUGUCUGCACUGGCAGCAGUCCUCUAGCCUUUUGCUUUCGCUGAAGGCUGGAGAGCAAGAGGGGUCGGUGCGCACAGACCCCUCUUGCUCUCCAGGCUUCAGGGAUAGCCGCCUGAAGCCUUUGGAGCGCAGCGGGACCUCGCGCUGCGCUCCAAAGGCUUUGGGUUCCUUUUGCUGAAAGCCGGGAGAGCUGUUCUAGCUUGGGGAUGGCUGUGCAUAGCCUCCACAGGGCUUCACAGGCUGUCCCAGAAGCCAGAACAGCGAGACGGACCACUGCGCAGCGCUUCGUCUCGCUAUUCUAGCUUUGGGAUUAGCUGCGCAAAGCCUCCCCAGGGCAGCGGGGUGCCUUCAUCCCACUGCCCUCCGGAGGCUUCGCAGGCUGUCCCAGAAGCCUCCGCAGGGCACGGGGAUGAAGGCUCCCCGUGCCCUGCAGAGGCUUCACAUGAAGCUAGAACAGCUAGAGGGAGCACUGCUUUUGGAUGGCCCCGCGAAGCCUCUGCAGAAGCUCCCCGUGCCCUGCGGAGGCUUUGCGCAAAGCUAUCCCAGAAGCCAGAACAGCAAGAGGCUAUCCCAGAAGCCAGAUCCCUCUUGCUGUUCUGGCUUCUGGGAUUCAGAUUUUUUUUUUCUUGUUUCCUCCCCCCCAAACUAGGUGCGUCAUAUCAUCUGGUGUGUCCUAUAGAGUGAAAAAUACAGUAUAUAAGCCCUACUGGACCAAGCCAAAGGGGGCCUCCCGCAGCGGCCAAGCAGAUGUCUGUGGAGAGCCCACAAGCUCUCUCCUGCUUGCAACCCCCAGCAACUGACUGGGAAUUGGAGGUCCUUUGUGUUUACUGCUCAAGAGUGCUGCUUUAGGAGCCUGUCUGGAGCAGGCCUGAAACGGGGCCUUUCUGUCUUCCUCCUUCUUGAAAACUCUCUGUGGCCCUAAAUCCCUUUGAAUGCCUUUUCAGGGUGUGAUGGCCCUGGACUCGCCGUACACAGGCAUUGUGAACUACAGGCAGGUGGCCUUUGCCUACGCUGAGGAUUUCCAGGCAGCUGGAGGGACUGUUUUGACGGACUUUGAGGUCAAGGACAUGGCGGUGGCCAAAGAAAGUACUGCUGGAAGUGAAGAUGGUAAGAAGCUUUCCUUCCGACUUCUUUGUCCUUCCUUCCCACUUUGGCAGUCCUCCUCCGUGAGGUUCUGUGCUGAUAUGCAAUCCUGGAGCUCACAGCCUCCCAAGUGCUUCUGGAGAUAUUGCAGUUCAUGGGAUGAUCUAGGGGAGCAACGUGGAAUGUUUUCAGGUGGACGCAGGAAUUGCUUUAGAGACCACCCUGGGAGAUGCAAAAUUCCAGAACUAGCCCAUAGCCUUAAUUCAAAGAAGCCAUAGCUGAGAGAGAGCGAGCUGUGGCAAUUCAGUAAACUUUUCUUCCUUGCAAUUAAAUAUGAAAUCGUUAGUUUAUAGUAGGCAUUCUGAAAUUAUUUUAAAACACAACUGGCGCCAUGGAACUGAAGCCGUACUCUGAAACUUUCCGCUAAAAUGGGAUGAUGGCACAUUCUCCUUUUUGGCCCGUUCAGAAUCCGGUGCGAGAUGUGGUCUGACUAUUAUGUAUUGUGGGUGCAUAGAAAACGUGCCUGUUUGUCACCAUCUGAGUCUGCAGAGCAGUGGAGGCUGUGCGGAGGCAGGGAGAGGGUGAAAGAGGCGAGCUAAAUACCUCUUGCUUAUGGGUCACUUCUGAAAGAGCAGCUUGUCUCUCUUUAAGGGUAGAAACUCUAGCUCAGUAGCAGAGAUUCUCCCUUGUAUUCAGAAGGUUUCAGGUUCAAUCCCCAGUCUCUCUUGCCCCACUCCUCUCUGCCUGAGAUGCUGGAGAUCUAUUGCCCAUCACAGCAGAUAAUACUGGGCUAGAGGGACAAAUGUCCUGACCCUGGAAUUAGAAGGCUGGUGAAAACUCCUGUUCCAAUCUGCUGGGUACAGCUUUGUUUUUACCCUGGGCUGCGGCAGCUAGACUGGUGACUGGGAGUGGCUGCCGGGACCACAUAACACUGGUCUUGAAAGACCUACAUUGGCUCUCAGUACAUUUCGAAGCACAAUUCAAAGUGUUGGUGCUGAUCUUGAAAGCCCUAAACGGCCUCGGUCCAGUAUACCGGAAGGAGCGUCUCCACCUCCAUCAUUCAGCCCAGACACUGAGGUCCAGCGCCGAGGGCCUUCUGGCGGUUCCCUCAUUGCGAGAAGUAAGGUUACAGGGAACCAGACAGAGGGCCUUCUCGGUAGUGGCGCCCAUCCUGUGGAACACCCUCCCUUCAGAUGUGAAGGAAAUAAGUAACUAUCCUAUUUUUAAAAGACAUCUGAAGGCAGCCCUGUUCAGGGAAGAUUUUAAUAUUUAACGCUGUAUUGUUUUUAAUACUUGAUUGGGAGCCGCCCAGAGUGGCUGGGGAAACUCAGCCAGAUGGGCAGGGUAUAAAUAAUAAAUUAUUAUUAUUAUAUUAUUAUAAGUAUUUAGGGCCUUGAAUCUGCCUGACAAGUUCUUCUGUUUUGUCCUUGUGGUUCAGAUGUUCUGUUAAUAUGUAGUUGUUUUAUGUGUGCCAUUUAUAGUUUUCAUUUUAUUUACAGGGAUGAAAUAUCCAAUUGUUGUUAGAAACUCAAAGGUAAGUCCAAGCUUUCAGAUUACAUUUUACUUUUCAAGUGCAGAAUAUUUUCUUUGUGUUUUGGCAUUUGUCGCAUGUCAGGCAUACAAAUACUUUAACCACGAUGGCUGUCAUCGCCACAAAAACAGUUUGAGAUGGCUAUUAAUGUGAGUCAAGUGGCUCUUGCCUCGAGGGCUUCAUAGUCCUUUCCCUGCUCAAGGUCUAGUCUUAAGAGAGGAUGAUGCCUGACUCGCUCGGAAGGUAGAAUCAUAGAAUCAUAGAAUCAUAGAAUCAUAGAGUUGGAAGAGACCACAAGGGCCAUCGAGUCCAACCCCCUGCCAAGCAGGAAACACCAUCAGAGCACUCCUGACAUAUGGUUGUCAAGCCUCUGCUUAAAGACCUCCAAAGAAGGAGACUCCACCACACUCCUUGGCAGCAAAUUCCACUGUCCAACAGCUCUUACUGUCAGGAAGUUCUUCCUAAUGUUUAGGUGGAAUCUUCCUUCUUGUAGUUUGGAUCCAUUGCUCCGUGUCCGCUUCUCUGGAGCAGCAGAAAACAACCUUUCUCCCUCCUCUAUGUGACAUCCUUUUAUAUAUUGGAACAUGGCUAUCAUAUCACCCCUUAACCUCCUCUUCUCCAGGCUAAACAUGCCCAGCUCCCUUAGCCGUUCCUCAUAAGGCAUCGUUUCCAGGCCUUUGACCAUUUUGGUUGCCCUCCUCUGGACACGUUCCAGUUUGUCAGUGUCCUUCUUGAACUGUGGUGCCCAGAACUGGACACAGUACUCCAGGUGGUGGACUCUCCUUCAUUGGAGGGUUUUAAGCAGAGGUUGGAUGGUCGUCGGUCAUGAAAUUGAGAUCCCUGCAUAGCAGAGGCAAGACUGAAUGACCCUUGGUGUCCCUUCCAACUCUACAAUUCUGUGAUUCUAUGACUCUGCCCUUGAAGGACCUCAAGCGCCUCUCAUGUGGAACCUGAAUCUGCAGUUCUGCCUGCACAGCAGCUGCCUCAGGCCCCUUGCUCCCCUGCGAAGAAACAGAAAAGACACUGGCAGGUCACCCAGUGAGGACCAACUGUGGGGUUCCAGGCUGGGAUUCUGCACCUUUAAUUCCUGCUGGCUUAGCUAUCAGCAAGCCACACCAGCCUCCUCCGGGAGCUCUCUGUGGUCCCGAAGAGCCUGCCAGGUGCUCUUUGGCCUGUCAGACCACUCCUGGUCAAGAUCAGGCCUCUUCACCUCCACCUGUCACACUAGAACAGGUACCUUCAAGCAUGGUGAAGUGAAGGACAUGAGGCAGGAGUUGAGCUGCGCACAGGUGAGCUGCAAGCAAGCUGCCGGCCAGCUCUGUGGAGCCUCCUUUUAUUGACACAAUAUGCAAAUCCAGGCAGAUACAUUUUGGGCUGUGGCCUUUACACAUCUUCCAGUCCCGAGAUCAUGGGGUGGUACAAAGUUAUUUUGGCACCUGUUUCCACCGCAUAUUUUCCCUUUGCACAGUGUAUGACGAAGGAGACAAAGGUCUCAGAGACAAAGGUCACAGACAGGACACGGCAGACUACUGAGACCGCAAAAGGUUAGACAGAGGGCAUGAUGUUCAGACAGCUGUGGCUUUGUCUGUGAGGGGGAGUGUGCUCCGCACCCCAAGGUCACGCGUGCAGGCAGGCUGCGGGUGGGAAGUGUGCUCCGCACCCAGCGAUCAUCCCUACGCAUGGGGUGCAGCAGGCUAGAAGGUGUGGAAAUGGAAGGAUAAACAGAGAGUCUAGCGGGUUAGCUGGUUUUCUGAUGAUGCUAGAUGGAGCUAUAGUUUUGCUGAGCCUCGACAUCUUCUUUUGCGCAGGGGGAGGAAAUCCAUUGUCGGCAUCUUGUGUCCUGUGCAGGGCUUUAUUCGGACCGCAUCUCUCAGAUCAGUGGCUGCAGCCCGGAGCCUCGCAUUGUUCCAUUCCGGGGAGAUUACUUGGUGUUGAAGCCAGAGAAAUGCUAUUUGGUAAAAGGAAAUAUUUAUCCGGUACGUCAACUUACAGAGAGCUUGAGAAAGCCCUUGGUGCUUCGGGAUGCUUUGAGUACUGGUGUUAUUUAUUUAAUACAAUAUUUAAUAUUUACUAAGCUGUACACAUGGUGUGAGAGUCCUUAUAGUUUCAGGGCAGAUCCACUGCAUACUUCAGCCUAUUUGAACUAUUUUGGCUUUCCUCUAAUGAACCUUGGGAUUGUCCUCUUCUGAGAAUCCUCCUCAACCUGUGGAAUGCCCUCCCUUCAGAUGUUAAUAAUAAUAAUAAUAAAAAUUUUUAUUUAUAUCCCGCCCUCCUCAGCCGAAGCCGGGCUCAGGGCAGCUAACAACAAUAAAACAGUACAAAAGUACAAAAGUACAGCACAAACAACACUCUAAAAUCAUUCAUUAUAAAAUUAAUUGUGAAGGAAAUAAGCAGCUGUCUUAUCUUUAAAAGACACCUGAAGGCAGCCCUGUUUAGGGAAGUUUUUAAUAUUUAAUGCUGUAUUGUUUUUAACACUCGAUUGGGAGCCACCCAGAGUGGCUGGGCAAACUCAGCCAGAUGGGCGGGGUAUAAAUAAUAAAUUAUUAUUAUUAUUGUUGUUGUUGUUGUUGUUGUUGUUGUUGUUGUUGUUUACCACCCGGAAAAUGAGUCCUAUGGCUUUGAUGGUCAAAGACAGAUACAAUGCCGGUGGGAAAGUUAUAUAGAUAUUGAAAUGACCUAAUCUGAACCAGUCUGCUUUAGAGAGGGUAUAUUUGGGAAAUGUCGGCUGCUCCAAGCCAUUUCCCAGAAUAUUUCAAGUUACUGCUGCCAAUUUCCCUUUCCUCGAUUCUGACUUAAAAGCAUCUCUCUCCACACUCCCCCGGAUGCUGAUUUUUAUAUAUCCAUACAUUUAGCUAAGUACAGUGGUACCUCGCAAGACGAAUGCCUCGCAAGACAAAAAACUCGCUAGACGAAAGGGUUUUUUGUUUUUUGAGCUGCUUCGCAAGACGAUUUUCCCUAUGGGCUUGCUUCGCAAGACGGAAACGUCUUGCAAGUUUGUUUCCUUUUCUUAACACCGUUAAUACAGUUGCGACUUGACUUUGAGGAGCAACUCAUAGAACGCGGUGUGGUAGCCUUUUUGAGGUUUUUAAAGACUUUGGUGAUUUUUGAAGCUUUUCCAAAACUUUCCCGACACCGUGCUUCGCAAGACGAAAAAAAUCGCAAGACGACAAAACUCGCGGAACGAAUUAAUUUCGUCUUGCGAGGCACCACUGUAAGAGAUUGUAUCUUGAUAGACAGAACUCUCGGAGAUGUAUUUAGGUCCACACAUGCACUAAUCUUUCUCAGGAGGACAGAAAAGAAGAAGAGUGUGACUACACAUGUUGUUGCUCAUAUUUAUCAUGUGAUGUGCCUAGCCAAAAUUUGGCACUAAGACACAUGGGGGGGCCGCUCAACCUGAUGAACUAUAAUUGCCAGAUCCCCAGCUUUCAUUUAAAAAGAGGGUAUGAGAGAGAGAGAGAGAGACAAGCGUGCUCCCUUCUUUUCAAUGUUUUCUUUGGUUUGCGCCAUUCAGAGAGAUGCUUCUUGGGCCAUUCUUGUGUGAUGCGUGGUGUGGUUCUUUCAAAUGCAUUUUGACUCCCAAGUGUGUUUCCCGUGCUUUAGGUGCCUGAUCCCCGUUUCCCCUUCCUGGGUAUCCAUUUCACCUCGAGGAUGGAUGGCAGUGUUUGGCUCGGGCCUAACGCCGUGCUUGCCUUCAAACGAGAGGGCUACAGAUUUUAUGACUUCAGUUUCCAAGACUUUGUAGACGCGGCGGCUUACAGGUAGUGUCCUCUUUCCAUUCAUCUGCAGGUGAAGAACAAGAAUCUCAUUACCUCUGCCCUGCCCCACUUUUCUGCAGUCUGUAGUAUGAACUAUAGUAAUCCCAGAAAGCAUCGCGCUGCUUACUAUGGGCGAUGGACACCUGCUUCUUGCAUAGGUUGUUCUCCAGGGUGUUAUGGGUUGAGCGGAUGCAUUUCUGGUGCUACAAGGAACACCGGGGGGGGGGGUACGGUUUCUGUAAUACAUAUUUUCCCCCUGUAUUGUUUCUCUUUCCUCUUAAGUCAGCCAGCUUCAUGCUCUGCACCAGCUCCUUUGUUGUUGUUGUUGUUUACUCAUGUCCGACUCUGCGUGGCCCCAUGACCAGAGCACGCCAGGCACUCCUGUCUUCCACUGCCUCCCACAGUUUGGUCAAACUCAUGCUGGUAGCUUCCAGAACACUGUCCCACCAUCUCGCCCUCUGUCGUCCCCUUCUCCUUGCGCCCUCCAUCUUUCCCAACAUCAGGGUCUUUUCCAGGGAGUCUUCUCUUCUCAUGAGGUGGCCAAAGUCUUGGAGCCUCAGCUUCAGGAUCUGUCCUUCCAGUGAGCACUCAGGGCUGAUUUCCUUAAGAAUGGAUAUGUUUGAUCUUCUUGCAGUCCAUGGGACUCUCAAGAGUCUCCUCCAGCACCAGAAUUCAAAAGCAUCAAUUCUUCGGCGAUCAGCCUUCUUCAUGGUCCAGCUCUCACUUCCAUACAUCACUACUGGGAAAACCAUAGCUUGAACUAUACAGACCUUAUUUGGCAAGGUAAUGUCUCUGCUUUUUAAGAUGCUGUCUAGGUUUGUCAUUGCUUUUCUCCCAAGGAGCAGGCGUCUUUUAAUUUCGUGACUGCUGUCACCAUCUGCAGUGAUCAUGGAGCCCAAGAAAGUAAAAUCUCUCACUGCCUCCAUUUCUUCCCCUUCUAUUUGCCAGGAGGUGAUGGGACCAGUGGCCAUGAUCUUCGUUUUUUUGAUGUUGAGCUUCAGACCAUAUUUUGCGCUCUCCUCUUUCACCCUUAAUUCCUCCUCACUUUCUGCCAUCAAGGUUGUGUCAUCUGCAUAUCUGAGGUUGUUGAUAUUUCUUCCGGCAAUCUUAAUUCCGGCUAGGGAUUCAUCCAGCCCAGCCUUUCGCAUGAUGAAUUCUGCAUAUAAGUUAAAUAAGCGGGAGACAAUAUACAGCCUUGUCGUACUCCUUUCCCAAUUUUGAACCAAUCAGUUGUUCCAUAUCCAGUUCUAACUGUAGCUUCUUGUCCCACAUAGAGAUUUCUCAGGAGACAGAUGAGGUGGUCAGGCACUCCCAUUUCUGCACCAGCUCCUAGUCCUCACAUAUAAAGUCCUCCACUCUGGCUAAUUUUCCUCCUCUCCCCUCUGCCCCCAUUCAACACAACACAAAUAUUUCCCUUGUCUGUGCUCUCCUCUCAUUUAAGGCUUCUCCCAACGCUGCCUCAUUUAACGAGGUCCACUUCGUAACGCUUUUUCUAAACCUUUUUUUUGCUGGCUCCUCUUCCACCGAACAUCCUCCUGGCCCAGCCCCAGAGCCCUUGACUUUUGCUGCAUCUCGGAGCUAAGGAGCAAAAGGACUAUUUAAUCUCGUCACUUCUUUAAAAAGUAUUAAUCACACCUGUAACAUGCAAUGUUAGUGAGGGACUACCAUUGCUGUUAUAAAAAUGAGAGUUUGGUAGCGCCUUCAAAGUUGAACAGGUUUUUUAAUGGCAGAAGUUUCUACAGAACAGAGUCCAGCUCAUAAGAUGCAUGAUGUGCAAUCCUCAGUUGCCAAAUAUAUAUUAUACACAUGGGGUGUCAAGAAAAGUGGGUAUGUGGAGAGAUCAGAGGUAAAUGAAACACACAGACACUGUUGACAUGAGCCAACAGUGUGAUGCGGCAGCUAAAAAAGCCAAUGCAAUUCUGGGCUGCAUCAAUAGGAGUAUAGCAUCUAGAUCAAGGGAAGUAAUAGUGCCACUGUAUUCUGCUCUGGUCAGACCUCACCUGGAGUACUGUGUCCAGUUCUGGGCACCACAGUUCAAGAAGGACACUGACAAACUGGAACGUGUCCAGAGGAGGGCAACCAAAAUGGUCAAAGGCCUGGAAACGAUGCCUUAUGAGGAACGGCUAAGGGAGCUGGGCAUGUUUAGCCUGGAGAAGAGGAGGUUAAGGGGUGAUAUGAUAGCCAUGUUCAAAUAUAUAAAAGGAUGUCACAUAGAGGAGGGAGAAAGGUUGUUUUCUGCUGCUCCAGAGAAGCGGACACGGAGCAAUGGAUCCAAACUACAAGAAAGAAGAUUCCACCUAAACAUUAGGAAGAACUUCCUGACAGUAAGAGCUGUUUGACAGUGGAAUUUGCUGCCAAGGAGUGUGGUGGAGUCUCCUUCUUUGGAGGUCUUUAAGCAGAGGCUUGACAACCAUAUGUCAGGAGUGCUCUGAUGGUGUUUCCUGCUUGGCAGGGGGUUGGACUCGAUGGCCCUUGUGGUCUCUUCCAACUCUAUGAUUCUAUGAAAUGGCCUGAAUCAGGGUGAUUAGUUUCCUACCACUACAGGAGUUAGUUAGCUUACCAGUGUCAGGAUUAUUGUCAUCAACAAGGCUUUGUGACAGGGUGGGUUUUAUUUAAAUCAAAUCGAUUUAAAUCACUAGUCAGGAAGACUCGAUUUAAAUCAUUUUUUUACAGAAAGACUCAUUCUUGCUAGUAUAAUCUUAAUAUUUACAACCAGAUGAAGGUUUCAUUUUUGGAAUAAUGAAUUUUCAGAGUAGUUUUUACAGUUAUAUAAAAAAAUUACUGAUUUGGCUAUACUAUUAGAAAUACAUAGACAGAUAAUUAUGAAAUUAUUGCUUAUAUUUGGACAACUUUUCUGCUGUACUUUAUUGGAAGGAGAAGAAUAAUCAUUUCCUUAAUAACAACUUAAACAAUUUAUUUAUCUAAAACAAUAACAUUAUAGCAUAUGUAUCCGUGUUUGUUAACUGAUGUGGUUAAACUAUUUUUUUUAUUUUAAAAAAACCUUAGACUGAGUUUUAGCACACAUGAAAAACUUAAAACAAAUCCUUAUUUCCUGAUGAAUAGCCUUUGGACUAUAACGUAACUUAAAUAGAAAAUUUAAAAAUCUUUAGAAAGAUUUUUCCUCCAAAAGCAUUUUAUUUUAAAAAUCCGAUUUAAAUCAAAAAAAUCUGAUUUGAAUUUUUAAAAAUCCGAUUUUUUAAAAAAAAUUCAUGGAUUUUUAUCCACCCUGCUUUGUGAAUGGUAACUGCAAAUAGUUUACAUAUGAUUACGUUUACACUUCAUCAUGAGGGACCUUUUUUGCAUUUCUUUCAUUUUUGACUGCUCUGCUUACAUUUUUCCUUUACGUGUGUGUGUGUGUGUGUGUGUGUGUGUGUUUGCAUGCAUGUGUAUGUACAUAUCUAUCUAUCUAUCUAUCUAUGAAUGGAAGCUACUUGCAAUAAAUGUUGCUUUCCCUCUCCAGUGGCCUAUGGAAGCUGGUGUUGAGGAACUUCUCUUAUGGAAUGGGAGAAAUGUACAGAGCGUGUUUCCUUAGUGCUCAGGUGAAGCAGCUGCAGAAAUUUAUACCAGAAGUUACCAUCAACGAUAUACUCAGGUAUUCCUUUUGGGGAUUUAGACAUCACGGAAGAUGAGAAGAGCCCGGCUGCAAGUCCUGCACCUGGUUCUCACAGUGGCCAAACAGAUCCCACUUCUGGGAAGCCUGAAAGCAACGGCAGGGCUCUCCUGAUCUGUGAUUCCCAGCAGAGGCAUACCACCUCCGACAGUGAUGUUGGAUAAAGGAUGGUAUAUAAAUCUAAUAAAUUAAAAGAAGCACCCGAGAUACGCAGUUUCCACUUGAAACAGCAUAUGGGCAUCUGUAGGGUCUAAUAACAAUUUAAGCAUUUUGUUCCUAGACAAGCAAGCUGGGACCCAAGUCUCCUGUUGCAUUAGCUGUGAUAGUCAGAGAUACAAUUCAAGGUCCACUCUGCCCUGUUUGAAUGCCCAGUUUCUCCUUUCUUUUUGCAGAGGUCCAGCUGGUGUCAGAGCUCAAGCCUUGGACAACGACGGAAACUUGAUCGACGACUUUGUGUUUGACGGAGGCACUGGAGACAUUGGCAGCCGAAUCCUCCAUGUCAGAAAUGCCCCUUCACCCGCUGCUACCUCCUCCCUUGCCAUUGCGAAAAUGAUCGCUAACGAGGUGGAGCGGAGAUUUGAGCUCUGAUGGAAUCCUGGAGGCCCGUUGGACCUCUUUGUGUUCAGACACUGUGCUUGGAAGGGUGGCAGUCAAGGAAAUGACAGGGAGGUGGCCUUUUGGGGAGAAGCAAUCAGAAAUAGAGGCUGCCAAGUGGAUUGCCUUGCAGAAGCCUCAAGCUUUGCAAUGUUCUGAUGAGCCUCAGAAGUCAUGCCACGUAAGGUCAAACACAGUGAACACCAGUCAGGUCCAUUAGAUGCCGUAUUAAUUUGGCAGGGGAAAUUGGCCCUGUGGUGUACUCAGGAAUGCAGUUAGAGCAGCAGACAUCACCACUCUUUCUCCUUAUAAUUUCGCUUUUGAACUAACUGGGUAUGCAGGCGCUGUGGCUGUUUUAAUUUCCCUCCGUCCCAAAAUCACCUGAAAAAGGCACAGAAGGAACAUAGUCUGCUCUCCACAAAAAGGGAAUUGUCUGCCCAAAACACGGUAAACCCACAACUCGGUUUUUCUCCCUGCCCAUGCCAGGCCACACUGUGGGUUGUGGCAAUUGCAAUAACAGGCGGGUGGUACCAUUGCCAAUGUGCCCUGAGCCCCAGGGAAGGAUACCUGUUUAUCAGAGUACUGAAUGUGAUUCCCACCUUCCAACUUGCAGAACAUAGGAAGUACACCGCUGGCACGAUCCAGAGGGAAGUGCUCGUGGGGGGUUGGACUAGAUGCCCCUCAGGAUCCCUUCCAACCUUACAAUUCUACCAUUCUAAGCCCCACUGAGUAGCUGAGAAGUGUGCGGGAGGACAGUAAUAGAUAGUCCUCUAAAUAUUGGGUGCAUGGAGUGGUUUGGUCACAGCAAGUGGUGCUUUUUCUUUGGAGGGUUUUUCUGGUUCAGUCUUCAUUGAAAAUGGGCAAACAAAUCGGUGUGUCAUUUUCUGAUUAGAUCUACAUAUGCACACAAUCUUCAUUUACUGAAUAGUCCAGAUAUGCAAAGAUCAGGAAAAAUAAGUUUUAUCUAAUUAAAUGCAAGCUAUUUUUAUAAAACAAGAGAUAAUGGGGGUAUAUGAUUAGAAGCAAAAACAGUCAUGAUCUGGAUCUACAUUUUUAGAAUGUGAAUUCAUGCAAAACCUGUGCAUUACAAUGAUCAAUAAACUUACACGAAAACUCUUGCGUAAAGGCAAAUGUGUUGUCUUCAUUGAGUUAUGGCGUACAUUACAUUUUGUUUCUAUUCCAAAUGGACUGUGAAUCACUGCAGUUCUUGGUAUUACAGUCGUCUGCAUCCCAAUAUUUUUUGGACCUAGCCAUCCGCUUAGGUGAGGAACAUGAAAGCCUGACUUCUUGGCACCCCUUUUCUUUCUGCAGAACCCCUUCCAACCUUGCUAUUGAACCUCUGCUUUGUGAAGCAGGAAAACUUGUUUGUUGCACUUAAACUACAUUUAGACACCAGUGAAAGCUGAAAGGGAGAGAAGCAAACCUGUUAUACCCUGGAUGGGGAAAGAGGCUGCAAAUAAAUUUCCCCAUAAAUGUUUGUUGCCACCACCUUUCAAGGGAGCAGAGGCAGGAGUUACGUGUUACCAGUGCUUAAUACUACUAGGAGAACCUAGUAUUCUGGAUCUGUUAUUGUAAGGCUAUAUAUAACACCAAAUCAGUCUGAAAAUCAGUGUACUGUAUAUAUUGUAUAUUGUUAAAACAGAAUUAUAUGAAAAUGAUGUACCGAUGGUCUUCUUCUUCUUCUUCUUUGACGAUCACUCGUAGCUGAGUAAGAUUGUCUUCCAUAAACACGAUUUUAAUAAUGAGUCCGUGACUGUGGAGGCCAAUUCUGGAUCCACACAUCCUUCCACAGUGGGGACAUAGGUUUCCGGGCAGGAGUUGAUCACGGUGAGGGUUUGCUAAGCGUGCCUUCCUUUUAGCACAUUUCUCCCUUGUGUCCUGAGUUUGAGUGUCUUCAAAGCCCAUGACACCUUUGGUAAAGGCUGUUCUCCAACUGGAGCACUCACAGGCCAGUGUUUUCCAGUUGUCAGUGUUUAUACUACAUUUUUUUAGAUUUGCCUUUUUUGGAUGUUGAGUGAUAGGCCAAGCUUUUCGUAAGCUUCUGCAAAGUUAUUUAGGUUUGAAGGUCAUCCUCUGAGUGUGCGCACACUACGUUGUCAUCAGCAUACUGAAGCUCUAUGACAGAAGUUAAGGUAACCUUAUUCUUUGCUUUCAGCCUGCUCAGAUUGAGAGCUUUCCAUCUGUUCAAUAUAUGAUUUCUACUCCGGUGGGGAGUUUCCCUUCAACAAAGUAUAGGAUCAUAGUAUUACACCUCCAAAAAUGUAUUAUAGUAUUAUAGUAUUAUAUAUAGUAUUAUAGUAUUAUAGUAUUACGCCUGCAAAAAUGGCCAAAAUUUAUAGAACAAGCUCCAAUAAAUGUUGGAAAUGUAAAGAAAAGGAAGGAAUGUUCUAUCAUAUGUGGUGGAAUUGUAAAAUAAUUAAAAACUUUUGGGAUAUGAUUUAUAAUGAAAUGAAAAGAAUGUUUAAGAUAACCUUUGUUGAAAGACCAGAAGCUUUCUUAUUAGGCAUUUUAGGUCAAGAUUUGCCAAAAGACAAGAAGAAAGUAUGUAUGCUACAACAGCAGCUAGAAUUUUACUAGCUCAAAGGUGGAAAAGCAAUGAAAUGCCAACGAAAGAACAAUGGCAAGAAAAAUUGAUGGAAUAUGCUGAAAUGGCGAAGUUGACUGAAAGACUUAAAGAUAAGGACAAUAGAGACUUUUAAAAAGACUGGGAACCUUUCAUGAUGUACCUACAGAAGCAAUGUAAGGAAAUGGACUCACUUGCGGGUUUGAUUAAACACAAUCAACGAACAUAAUAAUUAUGUAUAACUUUAACUUUACUAUAUUAGGGAAUAAGACGAUAAACAGAAGUGAAUUCAUUAUAAACCAGAAAGGGUAGUUGGAGGAAGUCGUGGGGUGGGGGUGUAAUUGGGAAUUUAUUUUGUGACUAUCUCACCAGCAGUGAUUAUGUUAAAAUCUGUUGUAAAACCUAAUAUUUUUUUUUUUAAUUAAAAUCAACAUACUGUAGUGU
Podarcis lilfordi (Lilford's wall lizard) is the source of this 19799-nucleotide messenger RNA. The record is from the annotation of a GenBank genome assembly. Lineage: Eukaryota; Metazoa; Chordata; Lepidosauria; Squamata; Lacertidae.